This is a messenger RNA of Neocloeon triangulifer, 868 nucleotides long. Its product is annotated as acyl-coenzyme A thioesterase 13-like. The transcript has 3 exons. Gene Ontology annotation, molecular function: fatty acyl-CoA hydrolase activity. Bases 251 to 586 code for a protein of 111 amino acids. Lineage: Eukaryota; Metazoa; Arthropoda; Insecta; Ephemeroptera; Baetidae. The record is from RefSeq and is a predicted model, not a curated record.
CCCGGUCACCUCAGCGGAGAAAGAACCAUGGCCGCCCAAGUCGCGACUUCCAACGCGCUCAAACUGGUCAGGGAUGUCGUGAGAUUCGCCAGCGCCAGGGGAGGAUUCGACGCCCCUUACAAAAAGAUUUCAACUCUUAUCUCUCAUUUGAUAAAGUUUGUGGCAAGAAAUUGCAAAUUUCAAACGAGAUUUUUGAGAAAAAAAAAAGGUGACGAUCGUGUCGGCGGGCCAGGGGCGGUGCGUGGCCGAAAUGGUGGUCGAGCAGGAACACACCAACAGCGGCGGCACCCUGCACGGCGGCCUCAUCUGCACCUUCACCGACGGCGUCACCAACCUGGCCCAGAUGACCGAGUCGGGCGGCGUCCCGGGGGUCUCCGUCGACAUGCACCUCUCGUUCAUGGGCGCGGCCAAGGUCGGAGACAAAAUCACCAUCGACGCCAAGACGAAGAGGGCGGGCAGGUCGAUGACCUUCGUCGACGUGCAAAUCACCAACUGUGCCAGCGGCAAACUGAUCGCCACCGGCUCGCACACCAUGACCGUCGGCAACAACGUCGGCAACUUCAAGUACGAAAACUCGCAGCAAUGAAAUGUUUAUAAAAUAAUUUUCAAAAUAAAUUUUUAAGAAAAGAAAACGAGAUUCUUGUUUAAAUUUCACUUGAUUUGAACGGCGACGAUGAAGUAGGUGAAAAAUGCGCCGACGACGGUGGCGAAAAACUCCAAGGACAGGGUGAAGAAGGGGCCGCCGACGGCGGAAAACGAGCGUUGGCAGUCGAGGCUGAGAAAAUGCACCACGGGCACCACGUGCGCCUCCAAUCGCAGCCACGGCCCGUGAAAAAUCACGUCGCCCAUCGCGUCCGCCUCAAAAUUU